Messenger RNA from Leucoraja erinaceus (little skate), 8445 nucleotides. RefSeq names its product insulin-like growth factor 2 receptor (gene igf2r). Gene Ontology annotation, biological process: lysosomal transport. Gene Ontology annotation, molecular function: signaling receptor activity; D-mannose binding; insulin-like growth factor binding. NCBI's taxonomy places the organism in Eukaryota, Metazoa, Chordata, Chondrichthyes, Rajiformes, Rajidae. Gene Ontology annotation, cellular component: late endosome; trans-Golgi network; plasma membrane. The record is from RefSeq and is a predicted model, not a curated record.
GGUUGGGUCAUGUGACGGGGGUGGAGUGUGGCCGUUGCGGAAGGGCCCGGGGCUGCGCUCUCUCUUUAUCGGCUGUGGGGGAGCCGGAACUCUGGCUGUCGCUGCAUGAACGGACGGAGGACGAUGAAGGGGCGAGCGGUGUGUGCGGGCCGGGCAGUGGCGGCGUUGCUAUGCCUGGCCGUGUGGAGCGGCGCGAGGGCCGCUGACUCCUUCACUUACCCGGAGCUGUGCGGGCAUACCUGGGAAGCAGUCGACACGGAGAAGGGAACAACUUAUAAAAUAAAUCUCUGUAUGCCAUUGCAGUGUGGGCGGUCAAGUGCCAUCUGUGCUUAUGAUCCUUUGCUAAAAAGCAACUAUUCAGUGGGUGACUUUGUGCUCAAGAGUGGGCUUGUGGAUCACUUUGAGUAUAACACCACCCAGAAAUGUUCAGAACAGUCUGUCCAGACUAUCCAAAGCAGCAUCGUUUUCAUGUGUGGUAAGACCUUGGGCACUCCUGAAUACGUGGCAACUUCUGAAUGUGUGCACUACUUUGAAUGGAAGACUUUUGUAAGUUGUAAGAAGAGCACUUUCAACCCUGUAAAAGAGGUUCCUUGUUAUGUGUUUGAUGAAGACGGGAAGAAACGUGAUUUAAAUCCACUAAUAAAGAACUCGGGAGCUCAUCUGGUUGAUUCUCCAGAUGACGAUGACUUUUAUAUCAAUAUUUGCAGAGAUAUAAAUCCUUUGGAUGAGGUCUCUGCAUGUCAACAUGGCAGCAGUGCCUGCUUAUUGAAAGGAUCGACUGCUUUUGAUGUUGGCCACCCAACAGAUGCCUUGAAACUGGCUGGCAAAGAUAGGCUGGUACUUCAUUAUUCCAGAAGCUAUUCUGGAGCUGAGAAGCCACCAGCGUUUUGUGGAGAACAUGAGCCUGCAGUGACCAUCACUCUAAUCUGUCCUUCUGGAAGAAGAGAGGGUACAAGCCCCAAGAUGAUUGCCAGUGUUAACUGUCGUUAUGAAAUUGAAUGGAUGACGGAGUAUGCUUGCCCCACAGAUUACCUAAUAAGCCAUACCUGCCAGCUUAACAGUGACCAGCACGACAUCUCUAUUGACCUGACUCCCCUUACCAAGCCUGGUCUUGGUUCAUACCUUGUUGUCCCUAAGAAGAGGGAUGGGGCCACAGACGAAUACCUCUAUUACCUGAAUGUUUGUGGAGCGAUCGAGGCUGGAGGCUGCAAAGAUGACAAGGGGUUUGUGGCAUCAUGUCAGGUUAAAAAGACAGGUGAUUUCCGAAGGAUUGCUGGGCGUUUCAAAAACCAGACGCUCAGGUAUUCCGAUGGUGAUCUGACAUUGACAUUACCUGAUGGCAAUUCUUGUAGUUCGGGAUUUCGACGAAUGACAAUAAUAAACUUCCACUGUAAUGCAACAGCUGACAAUGAAGGAAAGGGGAAACCAGAAUUUAGCGCUGAAGUUGAUUGCACCUAUAUCUUUGACUGGGGUACAAAGUAUGCAUGUGUGAAGGAUAAAGGCCUUCUCUGUCAGACCUCUGAUGGAAGGAAGUGGUAUGACCUCUCACCCUUGACACGAUAUGCAGCAAAGGAUAUUGCUGAAUCUGCCAACGCACACAAUUGGGAGGUGUUGGACAGCACCCAGGUGGCAUCUGAUCUCAAGCGGUACUACGUUAACGUGUGCCACAGAGUCCUCAAGGAUAAUGCAACCAUGGGAUGUCCUGAUGAUGCAGCUAUUUGUUCGGUGGGUCAAGAUGGAGUAAAGAGUCUUGGGAAAUUUGUUUCAUCUCCGAAAAAAGAAGGCAGUAAUAUUCAACUUGUUUAUUCAGAUGGUGAUUCGUGUAGAGGAAAUGCUCGAAGCAAAACUAUUAUUACUUUUGUAUGUAAUCCCGGCGAUCUGGAAAGUCCACCCAUCCUGAAUUCUGGGCUGGACGAGUGCUUGCACGAGAUUGAAUGGCGCACGGCGGCUGCCUGCACCCUGUCUAAAACCUGGGGCGACCAUUGCAGGGUUUCUGACCCAGAGGCUGGCUUUUUUGACCUUUCGUCCCUGACCAAGAAGAACGGCAGAUAUGAAGUUAAGUCUGAGAAGUACACCUUCUACAUCAAUGUCUGUGGCAACGUCUCCCAACACAAUUGUGAUGCAAAUUCAGGUGCUUGCCAGGUGACGCAGGAUGGAAAAGCAUGGAGCCUAGGAGUAUCCAACUCCAGACUGUUAUAUUACGAUGGGAUCAUUCAUCUGGAGUAUACAAAUGGGACAUCAUACAAUAAUCAAGAACACACACAGCGUUCUGCUCUCAUAAUGUUCCUGUGUGAUCGCGAAGCAGGAAUGGGACAUCCAGAAUUUGAGGAGGAAGAUGAGCACACUUAUAACUUCAAGUGGUACACUGAAUAUGCUUGUUCGGAAGUGCCGGUAGAGUGCAUAGUGACUGAUCCGGAGACAAAGCGGCAGUAUGACUUGUCAAGGUUAUCGAAGUCGGAAAGCGGUGAUAAAAGCAACUGGUUCGCCAUGGACACGUCAACAAGUAACCACAAGAAGUAUUACAUCAACGUUUGCCGGCCACUGAAUCCAGUCGAAGGCUGCGAUCGCCAUGCAGCAGUGUGCCAGAUGAAAUAUGAAACUGACACAACGGGUGCACUUUAUGAAAAAGUAUCCAUCAGCAAUCUGGGAGUGGCCAGAAAUGGCCCCAAGCUAGAAAAAGGUGGACAGAUUAUCUUGGAAUACGUAAAUGGGACAGAGUGUACCAAUUCCAAUGGUUCUCAAACCUCCUACACUACACGUAUUCAUCUGAGUUGUUCAAUAGAACCAUCCACAGGUCCAAGGUUCAUUGACCAGAAGAACUGUGUGGUCACUUUUCUUUGGGAAACUGAAGCAGCUUGUCCUGUCACAGCCACUGAAGACAAGGGAUGCUCAGUUAAAGAUCCCAACACUGGUUUUGUAUUCAACUUCCUGCCUCUGGCUUCGACCACAGGGUACUCGGUGACAGGGAACCAAGUAACAUUUAAGCUCAACAUCUGUGCUGGUUUGGCUGAAUGUGGUAAAAUAGAAAACAAGACAGCCACCGGGUGUGAAAUGCAUGGUCAGACCCCAGCACGCCCUGUCGGAUUGGAAACAGCACUUCAGGUUUCUGAUGGUCUCGCAACUCUUAUGUACAAAGGCAGCAUGUUGGUGGAGUCAGGAUUAUGGGACACAUUUAUUAUUCGUUUUGUCUGUGACACUAAUUCGUAUCCUGGGAAGCUCUCAUUUCUGCGAGAAGAAAUUGGAACCGCUACACGCAUCCAUGACACCUUCUUUGAAUUUUCUACCUCGUUGGCUUGUUUACCAGCUCCAGUAGAUUGUCUGGUCAGUGAUGUAGCCGGUAACGAAUACGAUCUGAGUGAGCUUGCAAAGGACAACGGUCCUUGGAUUGCCAUCGACACAGCUGAAGACGGGAAGAAUCGUACAUUUUAUCUAAAUGUCUGCAAACCUUUGCCUCCAGUUGACGGUUGUCCAGGUGGUGCUAUUGGAUCUUGUGUAAAGUACGCUGAUAAAAGUCAGAACCUGGGCUAUGUUCAGAUGCGCCCACAGGCGGGAACUGACGGCUCCAUCAGUAUUGUUUAUCUGAAUGGUGACGAGUGCAAAGACGGUCGGCGAUAUUCCACACAUAUCCUCUUCCAAUGUGAUGAAGUCUCGGGCUCCCCAGUGUUUGAAGAUGAAGAAGAGUGCGAGUUUCUUUUUGUGUGGCGUACACCUGCUGCAUGUCCGGUUCGUAGGGCCCAAGGUGAAAACUGUCAGGUUAAGGACCCCAAGUAUGGUUACGUACUCGACCUGCACCCACUUGCUAAUGAAGAUUAUAGUGUCAAGGUUGAUGAGUACACAUACCACUUCCGUGUUUGUGACCAAUUGAGAGACUUCCGGUGUGGGAACGAUACAGGACUCCAGGCAAAUGCUGUUUCGGCAUGUCAGGAGAAAGGAAACUCUCACAAGAUUGCUGGGCGGUUUACUCAGCGCCUAACCUACGACGAUGGAUUGAUAAUGAUAAACUACACCAGAGGAGAUAGUUGCCAUAAUGUGUAUGAACGAUCAACGGCCAUCAUGUUUUAUUGUGAUCACAGACAAACUCCAGGCAUUCCGGUGUUUUUGAGGGAAACCCCAGAUUGCACUUACCUCUUUGAAUGGCAUACAUCAUAUGCUUGCCCACCUUUCAGGUCCAUUGACUGUACUGUCAGGGGCAGCGAUGGGAGUUCCUAUGACCUCUCUUCUUUAUCACAGUCCCAAGAGAACUGGGAGAUGGAGCAGCAGGCAGGCAUUGUGCAGACGUACUACAUCAAUGUCUGCAAGUCACUGGUUCCACAGAAUGGCAGAUGGGACUGUCCCCUGCAAGCAGCUGCCUGCCUGAAGGUUGGCAGCAAGUUCACCAGUCUGGGGGAGGUGACUGGUGGGCCGAGGUGGGAGCAGUCCGGUCUGCUUGUCCUACAGUACGACAAUGGGGACCAAUGUCCUGAUGGGAUUCGCAAUAAAACCACAACCAUACGCUUCAAAUGUGAUAAGAAGGCAAUCAACACAAAACCAUAUUUGAUCACUGCCAUUGAAGAUUGCAAGUAUACCUUCCUGUGGUUUACUGCUGCUGCAUGUCCUGUGACCAAGAACGUCCACAAUCAAUGCAUGGUAACUAAUCCCGUUACAGGACACCUAUAUGACCUGAACUCGUUGCGAACCAGACAGGGCCACAUUGUAUAUGACAGUAAAAUCCGAGGCAAAAUAAUUCGCCUGAAUGUUUGCGAUCGUGUGGAGAACGCUGGGUGUACAGGUGAUAAUGUUGGUGUGUGCAUCACGGAAGGCAAGAGCGCAAUCAACGCGGGCAUCUUCAGCAACCAGCUGACGUAUAUCGACCACGUUCUGAGGCUGACAUACAAUGGGGGUGACCCCUGCUCCAGCAACCGUGCACUGCGUCACCGCAGCAUCUUUAGCUUCGUCUGUGGCCGGGGGUCGGAUACCAGUCCCGUCCUGGUGGCUUCGGAUGACGAGACAUGCACUCACUAUUUCUCUUGGCACACACGGCUGGCCUGUGAACACGAGGUGAGAUGUUCGGUGAGGAAUGGCAGUUCAAUCAUUGACUUGAGCCCUCUGUUCCUGAAGAGUGCGUAUUAUACGGCAGAGGAUGAGGACUUGGCUGAUCAAGGUGACUCGCCCGACUUUUAUAUCAGCCUUUGUCAGCCACUGAUUCCUCUGCCAGGGAUUACUUGCCCCCCUGGCUCUGCCGUGUGUAUGGAUCCUGUGGAUGGACCGCCUGUGGCGAUUGGUUAUAUCUCUGCGCCUCCACGGAUUAAUUCGGCGACACAGGAGGUUUUUGUUUCUUUCACCAGCAACACGACUUGCCGAGCAAACAAGAAAAUGACUUACGACUCCCUCAUUAUAUUUCACUGCGUCAGAGACGUGGACCUGGGAAGCCCAAAAAUGAUGCGAAAAUCAGUCUGCAGUUACGUGUUUGAAUGGGCAACUCCACUGGUUUGUCCGGAUUCAGUGGUUACAUCGGGCUGUUCACUAACCGAGCAACAGCUGCAUUACACAUUCAAUCUCUCUCCUUUGACAGGAGGAAGUUAUCAGGUUCAGUCUGGACAUGGGAUGUAUCACCUGGGCGUGUGUGCAGCAGUGAAAGAUGUGCCUGGUAACAAGUGUAAAGACAGCACAGUCUGCUUAGUGUCAGGAAAUGAAAUCGCUUCUUUUGGCAAUCCAAAGGCAAUGACACUAGAGUACGACCACCAGGACCAGUCUCUGAUUCUGCGGUACGGGAGUACAGAGCUGUGCCCUAAAGUCACCAAAAGCGGAAAGCUGUGCACGUUUCCUUUCCUGUUUCUCGGAUCGUCCUACAGUGAGUGCACGAAAGACGGAAGAACGGAUGGGUUUCUGUGGUGUGCCACAACCAACGACUAUAACAGGGAUAAACAAUGGGACUUCUGCAGCAAUGCGACUGCCACUCGGAGAUCCACCAUCAUCUUCCGAUGUGAAGAUGCGGUGGAGGUGGGGAGGCCUGAGGUACUGAGCGAGACCCUCAGUUGCUCAACCACAUUUGAAUGGAAGACGAACGUCAUUUGUCCACCCAAGCGGAUGGAGUGCAAGGUGGUCCACAGUCACAAGACCUACGAUUUACGAAUGCUCUCCUCCCUCACCGGAUCAUGGAAGUUUUCCUCUGGCGAUUAUACGUAUUACAUGAAUCUCUGUCAAGGCAUUCACGAAGGACCCACAGGCUGCCCUCCAUCUGCCAGUGUGUGCAGAAAGAAUAAAAAUGGUGGAACACAGAUAUUGGGACUCGUUCACAGCCAGAAUAUAACAGUUAAAGGCAAGCAACUUUUUGUGAGUUAUUCGAACGGCUACUAUGCAUGCAGUACGGGCAAGCACGCAAAGACUGUUGUACAACUACAGUGUUCAUCAACAGGAGGGGCACCAGAACUGCUCAGAUUUGACGACCAGGAGUGUGAGUUUAUAAUUUCCUGGGAGACUCGUGCAGCCUGUGCAGUUAAACCACAAGAGGUUUACAUGGAGGGGGCCACCAUUAAAAACCCCGCCACUGGGAAGGAAGUUAAUUUGUCAGCUAUUUACUUUAAGUUGUACAAAGCAUCCGGUGACUCCAGGUCAAAUGGUGAUUCAUACAUCUAUGAUAUUCAGCUCUCGGGUAUUGCCAACCCAGAGAAUGACAAGUGUCAAGACUCCAACAUUUGUCAGAUCAAGCAGGGCCAGUCUGCCUUUAGGAGUAUUGGCAUUCCAUCCAAAGCAAAAUACUACCUUGAAGAUGAUGACUUGGACGUGGUCUUUACUUCCAAUUCCUUGUGCGGUCGGGAUCGGUCCAAGAAUGUCUCGUCCACUGUGCUAUUACACUGCAGUCAGACAGCAGGAGAGGGGAAGCCAGACUUCCUACAUGAGACAUCAGACUGCCAGUAUCUCUUUACUUGGUACACCUCCACCAUCUGUGCCCUUGUGCCAGCUGUGAUUCCAAGCGAUUCGAGUGGAGAUGCGAAGGGCUUAUCUGGAAGGAGCAGAGCGGUGGGGGCAAUGCUGAGUGUGCUACUGAUAGUGCUGACCGCCUGCCUCUUCAUCCUGCUCUUCUACAAACAGGAGCGAAGGGAAGCCAUUUUGCAAAAGGUGACAGGGUGUUGCCGGAGGAGAACGGGAGUUGCCUACAAAUACACAAAGAUUAACGGGGAGGAAGAAUGUGAUGAAAAUGAAACGGAGUGGUUGAUGGAGGAAGUCGCCUCAUCUGACGAGAGUUGCCUGAAGCCGGGGAAGGAUUGCCAGGCAAACGGUCUGAACCACGUAGUUACCCGGCCCGUCAACGCUGAUGUCUUCAGCUCCUUCCCCCUGGAUGACCAGGACAGCGAGGACGAGGUGCUGACUGUUCCCCAGGUGCGAGUCAACAGGAGCAGGACACAGGGGCGCGGGGAGAGGCAGUGGCACCAGCAUGGGCCAACCCGCCAAGGCAGUGAUGACGAUCUGCUGGGCCUGCCGAAGGGGAGCAAAGGGAACUCAAACUCAAAGCCUCGGGUGAAGCGGGACAGGGCGGCAAAAGACUUGACAAAUGUGGCGUUUCACGACGACAGCGACGAGGAUUUGCUAGUUUAGCCAUGGUGCCUGUCUGCUGAUGUACCUGAUAGGUCACACACCCCUGGCAGACACGGAUGUGAGGGAGCUGUCCUUCCCUGGUGUUUGAGUGACCCUGUUGAAAUGCAAAUUCCACGGACAGGAACUGCAUAAACAACCCUGACCGUUUACAGACCUGUAAAGAGAAAAAUCUUCAUUUCCCACCAAUUGCCUAAAGGGUAUUUAUAUAUUAAACGAAACAAAAGCUUGUGCACAUGGCCAUUUCAAGGGGUGUCAGUCACUAUAAAGUGCUCUGCAAUGCUUUAACUUUGAUCAACUCUUUUUAAGAUAAAUAAAAAGCAGGGGGAACAGAGUAAAAAGAAUGUAGCUUGGUAUUUUUUGAUUAGCUUCCAUGAAGCACUCCUGAUUUUUUUUGCAUUAGUAUUUAUUGGAAGUUGUGGAAGACUAGCAAGAGUUGCUGGAUGCAAUAUCUUUAAUGUUCCUCUCAAGCAGGAAGCAUGAGGAAUUGGAGGGCCCGGCCUAUAUCUUAACUUGUGGGGUUCUGGUUUGUAUCAGACAACUAUUUUUAGGAGGGGAAGUGGGAUCUGCUCUCCUAUUACAAGAUGACUGUGCUACAUGCAGAUAUGUAAGACGACAGGCCCGUUGCAUGUCCCUCCUCUGCAUAGUCCACAUUAUUAUCGUCCACGUUCAAUGGUAGGUACCAAAGUGCAGCAAUCUGUUUUGGGCAAGUGUUCUCUUUUUGUUGUGUCUAAAUCUGGGUUUGGGUUCAAAGAUUUUUUAUUAAUUUAGCAAUCAAAGCUGUGUGAUUUUUGUUUUCAUAUGACAGGUUUGAUAAUUUUGGUGUAAUUGAAGCGUGCACUCAUUACAAUAAAAUAUGAAAAUAUUCCCAGU